AUGAUAUCUUUGAUCCGUCCAAGUCAUCGUCUACUGCUGCAGCAUAGCGUACGCUCACUGCAGACCGCAUCCGAAGCUGCUGCUAAUGUGUCGUAUACGCGCGGUCUGUUUCUAGGUGUAAACAACGUUGCACGCGCCUUCCCGUACCCAAAGCUUUCGGACAGUGAGUCGGAGACGUUGCAGAUGCUCGUUGAGCCUGUGAGCAAGUUCUUUGGCUCAGUGGACUCCCGUACAAUUGACGAGACGAAGGAGAUUCCAAAGCAGGUACUGAAUGACAUUAAAGAGCUUGGUCUCUUUGGCUUGCAGAUUCCUGAAGAGCUCGAAGGUCUCGGUCUUUCUAACACGGGCUACGCUCGUGUAAUUGAGGAGAUUACGGACGGAAGUGUCGCCGUAACGGUCGUGGCUCACCAGUCAAUUGGGUUGAAAGGCAUUUUACUUAAUGGAAACGAAGCACAGAAGGCCAAGUAUCUUCCAAAACUAGCAACGGGUGAGCACAUUGCUGCCUUUGCACUCACAGAACCUUCCAGUGGAUCUGAUGCUGCAUCUAUUAAGACCCGAGCUACAUUGUCAGAAGACGGCAAACACUUUAUUCUAAAUGGAGACAAGAUCUGGAUCAGUAACGGUGGAUGGGCCGAAAUCAUGACGGUUUUUGCACAGACGGAGGUAAAUGGUAAGGACAAAGUCACUGCUUUUAUUGUCGAGCGGGCAUUUGGUGGUGUCACUAGUGGUCCUCCUGAGGACAAACUGGGUAUCCGUGGCUCCAACACAUGCCAAGUGUUUUUUGACAAUUGCAAAGUGCCGAUUGAGAAUGUGCUGGGGGGUGGACCGGACAUGAAGACGGGCGGUGAGGCUGGUGUUGGUCAAGGAUUCAAAGUGGCCAUGAAUAUCCUAAACAACGGUCGUUUUGGCCUCGGUGCUUGCGCUGGAUCAUCGCUUCGCCGUGUUUUGGGUACAGCAGCAGAGCAUGCAAACUCGCGUAAACAGUUUGGCUUUUCGUUAGCAAAAUUUGGCCUGAUUCAGAAGAAGUUUGGUACCAUGACGAUGGAUGCGUAUGCCAUUGAAUCCAUGGCGUAUAUGACUACAGGUAUGAUCGACCGUGGUGACCCAUCUUGUGAAAUUGAAGCAGCUAUGUGCAAGGUUUAUGGAUCGGAAGUAGCGUUCACCGGCAUCAAUGAGUGCAUUCAGGUCAUGGGUGGCACUGGUUUCAUGAAGGAGUGGCCUUUUGAGCGUCUUAUGCGUGACUGCCGUAUUCUGUCGAUCUUUGAAGGCACGAACGAGAUUCUCCGCAUGCUUAUCGCUCUCACCGGUGUUCGGACUGCUGGUGAGCGUCUAUCAGAUGUGGGCAAGCUGAUGCAGAACCCGCUAUCGGAUCCAUCGGGUGCGGCUAAGGAACUCUCGGACCGUAUGCAGCGAAAGUUCUCUCCGACCACCUUGGAAGGUGCGCACCCAAGCUUAAAAGACUCGGCCGAGCUGCUACAGAAGCGCACUGCGGACUUUGGUCAGGCUGUCGAGUUUCUGCUCCGCAAGCACGGCAAAAAGAUCGUGGACGAACAAAUGCAGCUUGAGCGAAUCGCCGACUCGGCCAUCGCACUGUUCGCCAUGACCGCUACGAUUUCGCGCGCGAGCUCUUCGCUGAACUCGGGCAUUGAGUCAGCAGAGCACGAGAAAAAGCUCACGACGUUAUACUGCGACCUGACGUCCAAGAAGAUCCAGACGCUACUGGACGAAAUUAAAAUGGCCGUUAAGCACGACGAGCAGCUGCGCGAAAUUGCCAACGAGGUGCUCAAAGCGGAGAAGUAUAUCCCCAGCCACGCCACGGGCAUCAACUGCUAG
Peronospora farinosa is the source of this 1833-nucleotide messenger RNA. The record is from the annotation of a GenBank genome assembly. NCBI's taxonomy places the organism in Eukaryota, Oomycota, Peronosporomycetes, Peronosporales, Peronosporaceae.